AUGGACAUCACGCUGCUGUUUAAGGCCAGCGUGAAGACCGUGAAGACCCGGAACAAGGCCAUCGGGAUCGGCUUGGACUCUGGCAGAGACGACAUCCUUCGCAGAGGGAGAAGUAAGAGCGGCUUCUGCCCCCGAGCCAGAGAAGUGGUGUCGAACAUCUCCAAACUCAGAGACUUCCUGCUGCAGCAUCGGAAAGACUACGUUAGCGCUGGAAGUCUGAUCUCUUCAGAUGUCAGCCGUAUGACCGAUAGUGAAAGAGACCAGAUUGACCAGGACGCUCAGAUCUUCAUGAGGACGUGUUCAGAGGCCAUCAGGAACCUGAGGCAUGAAGUAGAGAAAAAGAUGAGCUCUGCUCAGACCAGAGAUCACAGAGGAGUGGUGCUGGAUCUGAUAGAGGCGUAUCUGCGAGGAGUGUGUAAACUGUAUUCGGAACAGAGAGCUGUCAGAGUGAAGAGAGUCGUGGACAAGAAGAGACUAUCUCGUCUUUUACCAGAGUUUUACAAACGAGAAGUGAAACCAACAGUGAAGCUGAACGCAGAGGCAUCUGAGGAGACCUCAGAGCCCAGUGUGUCGGAGGUGGACUUGACCGGAGACCUCUGUGAUGAAGCACGUGAGGAAGACGAGCUGUCCCCUGAGGAGAUGCAGAUGUUCGAGCAGGAGAAUCAGAAACUCGUCAGUGAAAUGAACAGUUUAGUCGACGAGGUCAAGCAGAUUGAGGGGAAGGUGGUAGAGAUCUCACGACUGCAGGAGAUCUUUGCAGAGAAGGUCCUUCAGCAGGAGACGGAGAUCGACAACAUCCACCAGCUUGUUGUUGGAGCAACAGAAAACGUCAAAGAAGGAAACGAGGACAUACGAGAGGCAAUCAAAAACAACGCCGGCUUCAGAGUCUGGAUCCUCUUCUUUCUUGUCAUGUGCUCCUUCUCCCUUCUCUUCCUCGACUGGUACGACAGCUAA
Molecule: messenger RNA, 954 nt
Organism: Knipowitschia caucasica
Lineage: Eukaryota; Metazoa; Chordata; Actinopteri; Gobiiformes; Gobiidae
Source: the annotation of a GenBank genome assembly